GCAAUUGAUAAGGAAAUCUAUUGCAGAUCGUUUUGCAAAUGUUAUAGAACACCGAUCUCUCCAGUCUAAUAGAUUGGUGGAACCCAGUCGGAGAGGACUAGAUCAUGGAGCUGUGCUGGAUUUGUAUUUCAAUAUUGAGUGUGGGCUUCCACUUUUCCGAUGGCAGUCGGAGUAAUUUGGAAGUUGCUUUGGAGAAAGCAGAGGGGCUGCUUUCCAGCUUAAGAACCCAAAUUGAGGAGCUCAAGCAGAUCUAUGGAGAGGUAGUGACACAGAAUAAGCUUAAGGAGGCUGUGGCCUAUCCCUCAUCCUGCCUGGCUACCUCCACUAACGCGAACGGAGUCCACACAUUACAAGUGCCCGGACUGGAGCCCUUUCCCGUCUUCUGCGACACUCGCCUGGCGGGAUCAGGCUGGACAGUGAUCCAGCGGCGCCAAGACGGCAGUGAGAAUUUCUACCGCAGUUGGUCGGAGUAUGCCCAAGGAUUUGGCAACCUCAGCGGGGAGUUCUUCAUGGGCAUGGAGCGACUGCACUUCCUCACAGCGGCCGAGCCCUACGAGCUGUACGUCCACUUGGAGGACUUCUAUGGCGGAACCCGCUACGCCCAGUACGAAGACUUUGUCAUUGGCAAUGCCUCCGCCUCAUACCCGCUUGCGGUUCUCGGCAAGUACUCGGGGGAUGCCGGCGAUUCGUUGAGCUACCAAAGGGGGAUGCCCUUCUCGACCUUCGACCACGAUGUUCUGGGCCAUGGGUGCGCCAUGACCUACGUGGGGGCCUGGUGGUACAACGAGUGUCAACUCAGCAACCUCAACGGACAGUACGUGGAUGGGGGCAGGUACGAGGCGAAGCUCUCGGGCCGCGGCAUCUGCUGGAUGACCUGGAUGGGCUACGACUAUGGCUAUAAGGUCAGUCAGAUGAUGAUACGGCCAAAGUGCUCCAAUAGCAUACAAAGGCAGAGGCAGAGCAGGCAGAGCCUCAAUUUCAAUUGAAUUUCAUUUGCAAUCGGAUCGUUGAAUCGUUAUAUUUGGUUGAUAAAC
This is a messenger RNA of Drosophila obscura, 1034 nucleotides long. RefSeq names its product microfibril-associated glycoprotein 4. The coding region runs from base 105 to 986 and encodes 293 amino acids. Lineage: Eukaryota; Metazoa; Arthropoda; Insecta; Diptera; Drosophilidae. The record is from RefSeq and is a predicted model, not a curated record. The transcript has 3 exons.